Suricata suricatta (meerkat) is the source of this 1009-nucleotide messenger RNA. It is a transcript of the gene SLC25A26, whose product is annotated as solute carrier family 25 member 26. Gene Ontology annotation, cellular component: mitochondrial inner membrane. NCBI's taxonomy places the organism in Eukaryota, Metazoa, Chordata, Mammalia, Carnivora, Herpestidae. Bases 159 to 725 code for a protein of 188 amino acids. The transcript is spliced from 9 exons. The record is from RefSeq and is a predicted model, not a curated record. Gene Ontology annotation, molecular function: S-adenosyl-L-methionine transmembrane transporter activity.
GUCGCGAUCCGCUUCUGCUCAGUCCCGAAUUAUAGCCUUUGCGCUGUGUGCGGGGCCAUGGAGCAGCCUGGGUUCAUGACUUCGCUGGUGCUGCUGCUUUUUUUAUCACCUAUGAAUAUGUAAAAUGGUUUUUACACACGGAUUCAUCUUCAUAUUUGAUGCCCGUGAAGCAUAUGUUGGCUGCCUCUGCUGGAGAAGUGGUUGCCUGUCUGAUUCGCGUUCCUUCUGAAGUGGUCAAGCAGAGGACACAGGUGUCUGCUUCUUCGAGAACAUUUCAGAUUUUCUCUAACAUCUUAUAUCAAGAGGGCAUCCACGGACUGUAUCGAGGCUACACCAGCACGGUUUUAAGAGAGAUUCCUUUCUCAUUGGUCCAGUUUCCCUUGUGGGAGUCCUUAAAAGCGCUCUGGUGCUGGAGGCAGGACCACGUGGUAGAUUGUUGGCAGUCAGCGGUCUGUGGAGCUUUUGCAGGUGGAUUUGCAGCUGUGGUCACCACACCUCUGGAUGUGGCAAAAACAAGAAUCAUGUUGGCAAAGGCCGGUUCCAGCACCGCUAGCGGGAAUGUGCUCUCCGCGCUGCACGGGGUCUGGCGGACACACGGGCUGCCAGGAUUAUUUGCAGGUGUCUUCCCUAGAACAGCAGCCAUCAGUCUGGGAGGCUUCAUCUUUCUUGGUGCUUACGACCAAACCCGCAGUUUGCUGGUGGGACUUGGCAGAGGGGGCCCCUGAAUCAGGGAUGGCCCCAAAUGCGCUCCUCUCUGGAAAAGGGGCUGCUGUGCCCAUGGGCUCCCUUCCAGCGAGCAGCUGCCCAGUCGUCCGAAACCACCCGCACUGUGCCCUUGUGAAGAGGAGGACCGCGAGGACGUCUUGCCCGCUCCCGGCCGCCUGGCUGCCAGAUCGUGGGGAGAGGACCCUGUCCACAGCGGUACUUUGAACCCUUUUCUCAGAACCCCUUAAUAAAAAAGUUUGGUAGGGCCGAGCCCAGGCUGCUCAGAGCCGUCAUUUGAUCUGUA